AUGUGUGUCGGCUUUAUUAUCAACGGAACAUCCCAAGACAAUUCGUAUUUUCGGUCCUCAACAAGAUUCCACCGCUGUUUUAACUUUCUCCUCAGGUCAGCCCAGGUAUCCACAGCCAGCCAGCCAGGGGUUCUCAGUUGUGCCAAACAACCCCGACCGAGAUAUAAAUUCGGACCCAAAGUGCCAACCAUGACGAACGCCCACCCCCCUGCACUAGCACGGGUCAGUCCACCUGUCAGGAUGAUUAACCCGGAUCACUCCUUCACCUUCGUGAACCUGGCCUCGAAGAGCUUCGAGCUCGUCCAGCACACGAUCCCGACGUCCCCGGACAUACGGAUGGUCCACGAGCUGCCCGACAGCACGCAGCUGGGAAAGGAUGGGCAGCUGAUUAUGUCGUGGACGAAGGGGUGCUAUUUCGGCAAGAGCGGCCGCGACGACGUGUUCCUCUGCUGGCAGGAGAUGGAGGCGCUGCAGUCGUUCUGCGUCGGCAUCGAGUCGCCCGAGCGCGGUUUCUUCAAGCCCAUCCGGUCGCAUUACAAGAUCAAGUACAACGACGGCACGACCGCCAAGGACUGGUUCAGGCCUUCCGACAACCCCGGGGACCCGUACACGUUCCCCAACACCAUGAACGUCGACAUCGUGGUGACGAGCCACUCUGCCAAGGACCAGCUGGAGCUCGAAAUCACCAUCAGGGAUAGGAAUCCACCGGAGCUUAAGCAGUGA
Messenger RNA from Colletotrichum higginsianum IMI 349063, 723 nucleotides. RefSeq lists its product as uncharacterized. The record is from RefSeq and is a predicted model, not a curated record. Lineage: Eukaryota; Fungi; Ascomycota; Sordariomycetes; Glomerellales; Glomerellaceae. The transcript has a single exon. The coding region runs from base 1 to 723 and encodes 240 amino acids.